AUGCAGGAGGUUUGCGAUGAAGAGGCGCAAGCGGACGAAACGUCAGACCGAGAUGAUGCCACCCUCGAUCAGGCACCCUCCAUUCAUUCGUCUCUCGAAACUAGUAUGCCAUCUCUAGCCGAUGUUUCCCUGCAAACAGGACAAAGUCUGUUAGCAGACAUCGUCGAGAAACCGCAACAACUGACGAAACAAACGUCAACAAAUAAAAUGCCAGGUUCAACAGAAUGUCACUCUUUGACCACGCAAACCAUGGACAUAACACAGCCUAACAUCGAAAACAUUCAAACCCAAGAAACAAUAAAGAUUCUAAAAACCACAGAAGGUGAUCACGAUGUGAUCGAGAUAGCCACGAAGAAUGUACCGUCCGCUUCCACCCAGGAAAUCGAUCAGGAACAUGCUGAGGCGACAGCAGAGGACAUCGUCGUUGAUAUGAAAUAUCAAGAUCCCGCGAACACUGACAAUACCACCAGUGAGUUAAACAUCGUUCACGCUGCUCCACAAUCGUUCGAAACUGUCCUGGUCGAACCAGAUGACGUGACCACCGAAGUGGUAGUAGACGAAGAUGGUUCGAAGAGGAUAAUAGUAAGAAAAUUGAGACGAACCACGAUGACUAGUAGACAAACCACUCAACAACACUUAUCAUCCACGUCCACGGCGAUCGGAGACGCUCCAUCCGUGGUGCAAGCUUUCUCAGAGGCUACUAUGAAGGAUCAACAGGUCACGGUGACUACUACGAAGCCAGAUGGUACGAUAGAAACCACGACGAAACAGAUCCAUGGCGGAAAAGUAACUACUGGCACUCCUUAUAAAGAUGUAAAGGUGGAGGAAUACGAAUUAGCGCCGCAGUAUACGCACAUGGUGACCCAAGGUCACGUUCGAGACAUCAGUCCACAACCUUUCGAGGAGGGACUGCUGAUGGAAAGUGGAGAAUAUCGGGCGCAAACGUCGAGCGUGCACGCUGUGGUACAGCAAGUUACUAGAAGAGUGAUUCGAAAGACUAGGAGGAUUAUUAGGAAAGUUACGAUUGUGGAUGGUAAAGAGACUGCUACCGAGGAGAUCAUAGAAGAGCCCGAAGAAGUGGAGAUCGAUGAGAAGAAUAUUCCGCAUAUUAGCAUCAACGUUAUUAAACAAGAGGAACAGAGACAGUUUGGAAGUGAUGGAGCAGCAGGUGAAGAGAAGACACCAGAACGCGUUUUGGUUGAAGAAGUCACUGAUAAGGAAGAGAAAGAUUUGAAAGUAGAAAAGAUCGUGACCGAUGACACACCCAUGCAAGGACCGUUCUUUGGGGCAUUUGCUAAAGACAUGCACCCCAGCACGGUAUAUAUAGAACCAGAACCAUUGGAAGAAAAGCCAUUAAUUGAUAUCAAAAAAGAUGUUCCAGUAACCGAGAAGAAGGAAGAAAAAGUUGUAGACGUAGCUAUUCCAACAGAGAAGACUUUGGAGAGUCAAGUGGAACCUUCGAUAGUGGAUAUUCGAAAGGAACAAUCUCCACGAACUCCUGAAGAAUCUUUAUCACAAAUUCACCUUGAUGACAAGAGCUCAAAAUUGGAAUUCGUUGAAAAGAAACCUGAACUAGUGGACAAGUACGAGCAGGAGCACUUCCUGGUCGAGGUAAAAGAUAAAAAGUUGCUUCCGUUAGCCAGCCAGGCGUUCAUCGAUGCUGAAGUAUCUGCUGCAUUGCAGAGUCCAAUCGGAGAGAUCAAGAUAUACGAGACACAGGUACAGCAAGAGUUAGCGAAGUCUUCGAUCGAGUCGAUCGUAUCGGACGACAUCACUAAAGCGACCUGUAAGUCUGUCGAUGCACCAGUAAGCAGAGAAACACCCGGUAUCGAGCUAGAAGGUCGCACGGUAGAUGUAGAAAAGCACGAUGACACUAUAGGCACCGUAGAUGUACUAGAGGAAAAGCCAUCGAUCGAAACGGCGACAACAGGAGCACCAGAAUCGUCGGUAGAAUUUGCAUCAACGGAACUACAAAAGAUAGUUGACGUUUCAGAAGUGCAACCUACACAGAUCGAAGGGGCAGUUUCGACGAUUCCAUCGACGGAGUUCGAGAGGCACGACGAACCAGACAUUUUACCUAUACACGUGAAACAGCAGAUAGUGAAGAACUCGUUCAUUCCUGAGAUCGAUUAUUCGGUUGACGACUACAUGGACGAAGCACUGAAACCGGAAUACAAACCGAUCUUCCAUAAAGUGGAGAUAUCUCUGGCUGUGAAGAAGGACGGUGAAGAGAUGCAGCCUACGGUGGAGGUGAAGAGUCAGACUGAACCGGAAGCAGCUCCUCAUCGUAUAGUGAAAGAAGACGUCAACAUCAGUUUACCUGCAGACAAAGAGAGCAAAUUAGUUAUUCACGACAAGAUUGUACAAACUUCUCCACCGGUUGCUGAGCCUACGAUUGUCAGCUUGGACAAGUAUGUCGGUCUUUCAGAAAGACCAAUGAUUACCUCGGAUAAGUUUACUAUUACAUCGGAGAAAGAGGAAACUGACAAGUCUGUUAUCUAUUCGGAAAAGGAAGGAACUUCUGACAACGUGAUUACGUCAGAGAAAGAAGACGAGUGCCUGACUGAACCUGCGAUAGAACCCGAAGAAGAAAAAUUUGUACCGUUGGUUGAGAAGAUCGAAGAAGAGAUUAAGUCAUCUAUGUCGUCCAUGGAGACGAAAUCGAGCGCUUCUCUGGUAUCAAAUAUUGCAGAGUCUAUAGAGAUCGAUGUCGCAUUAUCUGAUUCUUCGAAACAUAUUAGCGAAGCGCCACAGCCUGAUAUCACGAAGAUGUUCGAAUCCAAGGAACUAGAGACGUUGCCGAAAGACGAAACAUCGGAAGGAGAAGACGGUUAUGAGGCGGAUAGAACGAUGAUAUCGACGACAACGCCGGAUGACGAGAGUGUGAUGAGGAUGAAAAAGAAGAAGAAGAGGAAGCAAAGAAUACGAAGUUUCAAGGACGAAGAGCAAACGGAAUUCCCAGAGACUAGCUCUGACGAUGAAGAAUUCACGGAUGAUCUGGCGCCGAUGGAGAGCGAGUAUGCGAAAGCCACGAAGAAGAAAAAGAAGAAAAAGAAGCGUGCAGACGUUGACGUGGGUAAAGACAAAGCUCCAGUCGUCACAUCGAACGAGGCAGACACACAGACUGUUCCUCAAGCGUCCAACGUUUCUGUUUCUACGUCGCCAAAGCAAAAAGAGAUAUCAGAAAUUUAUAUUCAAACCUCGCCGCAUUUAUUAGAAGAGACCAAGACACCAGAAAUCGUAAAAGUUCACGAAGAAGCGCAAACUUCUUCAAUUUCGCUCGAAGAUUCGGAAAAGAUUGAAACACCGAAAAUGGCGGAAAUUCACGCAGAGAUGCAAACGUCUCCGUUGUCUGUUUUGGACUUUAGCAUGCAAACUAUACCAGAAAGGGAACCUGAAAAAUCGAUUACACAACACUCUGAAAUGCAAACGUCUCCGUUACCAGCUUCAGAUUUUGGCGCUCAGGCUGUUACCGAAGAGCCACCUCAGAUAGAAGAAACGAGCACUCAAACGAUAGAAAUUCCUGAGAAGAGAAUGGAAGAGUAUGCUGUUCAAACUAGUCCGAUCGAAGAUACUACAGAAACCACCGUUCCAAUCGAAACUGUAGAAAUUCAGGUUCAAACCGUAGCAACGGAUGUAGUUUCUAUCGAGGCACAAACGUCGCCAACUGCGCUAUCAAUGGAGAUGGAGACACAAACAGCAGAGAAAAUGGUUGUCGCUGUCGAACAGCAGACCACUCCACCACCAAUUGAAGAGAAGAUUUCAGCUGGAAUAGCUACUCAAACUGUGACUCCUGAAGCACCUAAGACCAUAGAAACAGAAGCACAAACUAGCAAGCCAACAAGUCCAGAAAUAGCUACGUUGGACUUCAAUAUCCAAGCGGAUUUGAUAGAACAUCCUUCUGUCGAGAUAAUGGAAACGCAAACGACCCCAGCAGAGAGUCCGCGGCAGGCAGACACUCAAGAAACUGAAUCACAGACGAUGUUGGCCGAGCCAACUCAAGAAAUCAUGAUACAGACCAGUCCAGUUACAUUUUCCCCUGAAAAAGUCGAAGUUUGCGAACUGUCUUCUCAGACCAGUUUAGAAGAGAAGAAACAAUCGAUGGAUGAACAGUCUCAGACUGUCACACCGGAAAAGGUAAAGACGUUGGACACCUCAGUACAAAUAAAGACGUGCGAAUUGUUGGCACAAGUUGAGGAAAGUGUACAAAUCAUUCCCGAAACUCGCGAAGAUGGCGCGCAAACGAGCGUCGCAGAAGAGAAACCGUUGUUGGUGACGGCUUCACAGCAAACAAAUGAUGUAUUACUAGUACCUCAAGAAGAAAAGGAAGUGGUUAAAGAUGAAGAAGGCAAUGUGAUAGAGGCCACGAUGGACGUGGUAGAUGCAGAGGUAAAGAUGCCUCUAAAACUUACAGAAAUUCCAGUAGCACCUGAUGUACAAGUACAAGAAUAUAAAGAAUACCUGGAUACGAAGAUUGAGGAAGUAACAGAACCAGAAUCUGUUAUGAAAGAAACUAUUCAAGAGGAAUUCAAGGACGAACAGAAUCUUUCUGAAAAGAUAGAGAAAUCAGAAAUUGAGGAAUCGGUGGAACCUUCGAAGGAAGACACCGAAACUACGGAUGCUGAAUUUAAAAUCCGUUUGCAGGCAACCAUAGAAUUCCCGACUAGCGACACUACUACCGAUACUGCGAGUAAAUUCACUGAUAGUUCGCAAGAUACGACUAUUACAGAGGAUUUAAGCUCUGCAGGAAAGAUAGACGACAGCGUUGAAAGGAGGCAGAAACGGAAGAGGAGACACAAGACCAACGAAACGUCCCCAAUGACUAAAAAGGAUCUGGAAUCCAUGUUUGGACAACUUGUAGAAUCGCAAGAUAUGUCUCUAAGAUUGUCUUAUUCCGAUAUUACCAAGAAAAACGUGGAUAAGGAAAAGUCUGCCUCUGGUGAACCUGGUUUCUUCGAAAGAGGCUUUGAUGAAGAUGAUGCUAAAAUUGUCCCGGACGAAAAGGUAGAUGAAGAAAUUAUACAAAGCACAUCAUUGACAAUGAUUGAACCAAUAGCAAUUAAAGACUCGCAAGAUGUAUGGACGUUAGUCAAAGAUGAAGCAGAAGGUCAACAAGCGUCAAUUGUUCCGCACAUGCCUUCACCUGAACCAAUGGACACGACCGAAGAACCAUUUUCUCCUGCAGAAUCAAUAGAAAUUUUGCAGGAAGAUGACCGACCACGAAUCAAAACUUACGCGGAUAUCAUCAGUGAAUCUUCGAAAAAGCCAGAAAGGGAUCAACCUUCGUGGGAAAUGUCGCAUCACGCGAUACCACAGAAGGGCGCAAGUUCGAAAGCUUUCUUGUUAGCUGAAACAACAGAAUAUGAACCUCAACAUCAGAUCACUCAGAGCAAUCAAACGACCAAAGCGAUUUCUGAUCGAAUGCAGAGCCUUCGAAACGCUAAACAACCGAGUCAUCUAGGAAACAUUCUUCAUAUAGCUCAUCUGGAUAAAGUGGCAAAUGAGAAACUAGCUGAAGAACGAGCUGCAGACGUGAGGAAGGAGUUGUCUCACUUGAGGGACGCUGCUCAAGAAAAAGACGCGAUCGCCGUUGAAGAAACUCUGGUUGUCAUUGUAGAUACGAUUUCCACUUGGUUGGAGACCAUCGAAUACAGAAUUUUCUUGAGCAAAGAGUGUCCUACUGGUCCCUCUCACGAUGAUAAAACUUACGUUGAACUGAAGGACGAAGUGGAAAAUGUGGAAGAGAAUAUUCAGGAGCUUAAUAAUAUUUGGAAAUUAGUGGAGACCAGUUAUCCAGGGGAAGACAGGAAAAACUUGCAGGAAUGUUUGAAUGCUCUCAUGACUCAGGUUAAGAUGAUCGAAGACGCGACCGAUGAUGGAGAGAAACAACUUACGAGUGAGCUCGCUAGGUGGGAUGAAUUUGUGAAUGGAGUGAACAAUAUGUACAGAUUAAUCGAAGAACAACGAAAACUGCUGAACGAAAUCAUCGAGCUCGAAGCAUCCACAAAAUGGAAGCUACAAGAGCUGGACAAACUGGAAAAUAUGAACCGGUGUCACAUGUGGAAGACCGCAACAUUACUUACCACUUCACACGAAUUACUACGCGAUUAUCCUGGAAAACAUAUUCCAGAAGAGACCUAUGCAGCUCACGAGAUGACCAAAAUAAUCGAGCAUGGAAUAGGCAUCGAACGUGAACGUCUCCUCCAAUUAUUAGCCUUAGCUGAAGAGUACGAGCAAACUCUUCGAGAAUUCGCUCAGAUCACCGAAAUCGCGGAGAAUCUAUUAGAGAGUCCUAUCUCGGUGAUGAGUUUAGAACAUUUACAAGAAGAGAUGCAGAAGCACAGAAAGUUCUUCGUGAAUCUAAACCAUUGUCGGGCAAUUCUGGAGUCGCUGGAAGGAAAUUUGGACCCAGAAACCAGAACUAAAUAUUCAGAUCUUCACGAAGAAUUGCAUAGCAGAGCUAUAUCGUUGCUAGAUCAGGCUGCAUCUAGAGCUCAGCAAAUGGCUCUGGCUGCGUCUAGGUGGAUUCUUCUGGAACAAGGGGUGAAAGAGGAGAGAGGAUGGCUCCAAGUUGCUCAUCAACGAGUUCCUGAUCUCCAGACUGUGACGUCGUCUGAUUAUGACCAAUACAUCUCCUUAUAUCAGUCUCUGGCAAUGGACGUUGCGACACAUCACGCUCGACUUAUUCAGCUUCUGAACGUGGCACGCAAUCUUCAAGAAUUGGUGAACAUCGAAGAUCCCGAGGAUCGUUAUGGCGAAGCCUUAGACGUUAUCGUGAAGCUUCAGGAUAACGUAGAGUCGUCGUUGAGGAAAUUGUUGGCAUUUAGAGAAAGUUGGUGCAAUCAGGAAGCACUAAUGAACCGUUUGGAGAACUGGAUGACGUCGGUGGAGAAGGAAUUGGUCAGUAUCCGCGAUCCUUCAGGAGGUCAUAUACGCCAAUUCUGGGAAUUGAAGGCGCAAUAUGAGGUGCACAAUAACAUUCGAGAAGAAGCUAAUAAUAGCUUCGAGCAAGCCCUGAGAAUAAUUCCCUUAUCAGACGAGAUGUUGCAAAGGCAGUUCCAUCGUGAGGUUCAAGAUCGUUGGAGCGACGUCUCGCAGAAAAUAAACGACAUUCAAGAGCAAGUAACUCGAAACAUUUCCUCCGAAGACAUUUCGUCCAACGAGAAGCUAAAACUCCUUGAGCGAGAACUAAACGAAUUACGAAUAACCGUCGAUGGUUUUCACGGUGUUCUAAAGACGGAAGAAGAACUAGAUCUAUACAUCGAACGUUUGACAGUCUUAUUCGAUAGAAUCUGCUUGAUCCAAGACGAGCUGGGUCGCCUAGGCUUGCUUCCCGUGGCAGAGAGCGAGAAGGUCGGUGUUCUACUAUCUUCGGCUCGCAGAAUAGAGGGUCAAAUUAGCGAAGAGUUAGACGCAGCACAGUUGCUGAGGGAAAGGCUUCAGGCGAUCCAGCGUGGCCUUAGUCGCGUUAGAAAAGCCCAUCAACGACAAUCGUCUAUAUUGGAUCAAUGCGAGGGAAGCGAACAACAGGGAAGCGAGGUGGUCGCAGCUGCUGUGGAUCGAUGUCAAACUGUCGCGGACGAACUGGCGAUUUUAUGGCAGGAUAUCAUGGGCCUUAGACAAUUAUUACACACUCUACCCACAGUAAUGAGAGUCUCGGUAUCGCCAGUCAGCGUCGAACGAGACAUUUCCAACCUUCAAGACACUCAUACAGACUUAGAAGCCAGAUGUUCGCGAUUGUUAACGUUGUUGAAGAACAGGCUCGCUUUAUGGAGAAGAUUUGAGAAACAGUUGGAGAUGGUACAGCAAUCGGUUCAAGAGGCUGACUACAUGAUGGAACUGUUAACCGUGCAAGGAUCUGUCGAUUAUGAAAGACUACUGAAAGCUACCGAAAGGCUAGAGGGUCUGAGCGGUGAUUUGGGCGCACGAGAAGUUCUCAUUGGCGAAUUGCGAGAGGCUGCCGAACCUCUGCGGGAGGGUUGCGCUGCAGAGGUCCGAGAGAAGGUCGAAGCAGCGAUUGUGGCAGCAGUACAAAGACUCGAGUGCCGCUGUUAA
Molecule: messenger RNA, 8055 nt
Organism: Bombus terrestris (buff-tailed bumblebee)
Lineage: Eukaryota; Metazoa; Arthropoda; Insecta; Hymenoptera; Apidae
Product: muscle-specific protein 300 kDa
Exons: 7
Coding region: 1-8055 (2684 amino acids)
Biological process (GO): nuclear migration
Cellular component (GO): nuclear outer membrane; cytoplasm; meiotic nuclear membrane microtubule tethering complex
Molecular function (GO): actin filament binding
Source: RefSeq, a predicted model, not a curated record